AUGUCCUCAAGCUUCAACACCUUCGACGCGUCCAUGAAGGACGCGACUCCGCUUCUCAACUUUGAAGACGCUCAACAGUUCCCCGGAGACAGCGAACAGAUGAUAUUCGGUCCCCUCGAGCUUGAAUACGAUCCCGCCCCCCCACAACCGUUCCCUUCAUGGGACCCAUACACCGACAUGGAGCAUGACAUUAAACCUUCCUUUGGUUUCUCUUCCCCCCAAACGACAUUCCCCUCAUACGAUUAUGGAUUCUCUCCAGCGUCUCCCACAUCGCCGCUAUCGCCUGGGGGUAGUUUCUUCGAGUCCCAUUCUGGACUCUACAGCCCUGGCGCGAUGAAGAAGAACGCUGCUCUCGAUGCUAAUACUUAUCUUUCUAACUGGAUUAACGACCCCGACAUGAUUUCCUCCUCUUCUCCUUCGUCCCCCAUAACGAUCCCUUCCGGUCCCAUGAGUACCCAUCCCUCAUUUGCAUCAUACCUUGAUCAACGAGCCUUCUCCCCAAUUUCGCCGACGUCAUACGCCGCCAACCUUCCCUUGCCCGCAUCUGUCGACUCGUCACCAUCGUUCGAGGAGGCUGUUCCAUACCACAGACAGUCCAUCGAGGCCGUUUCUCCGAUGGACAUGUCGUUACAACCUCCGAGAUGGGCGUCACAGCUGUGGGAUAACUCAGGUACUCUUCGUACCCACUCUUCGCCCACUCGGCCCUCCGUUCGUCAUUCGCCGCUGUCAGACUUGGCUCAACGGCAACGCAUUCCAAUCCAAAGAGAAGCCAUCUCUACUGGACAGAUCUUCCAAUCCGCAUCCGCACCCUCUCCCACGCACCUGCGGGCUCCCAGCAUGACUCGGUCUUACAGCCGGCGAGCAGAGUCAACAAGUGUAUCUGAUGACAGAGAUGCCACAAUCCGGCGGAAAAAGCGCGUUUCUAUUCCAGACGAGACUCAGCCCGCUGACAAGUCUUCUAAUGACACACUUCCUUUGAAGUCUGUGCUGCGGCCCCCCAAGUUAGCGCCUUCGGCUUGGCAGCUCUAUUUCACAGACUGGAUCCAGCGCCAGCAGGCUUCGAACACCAGGAAGUUGAAUGUUGCCCAGGCAGCCAAAGAAGCAGGCCAGGAAUACGCAUCUCUCACUCCAGAGGAGAAAGAGCCCUAUAAACGGAAGUCUCAAGCCAUGAAGGAUGCGCGUGAACGGGAUCUGGCUGCGUACAUGCGAACCCUGUCCCCCGAUGACAUCAAACGCGAGAACGCUUUCCGGACUGCACAGCGCAAGCUAGGGAAAUCCCGAAAGAGCAACAUCAAGGACCCUAACGCGCCCAAGAAACCCUUGAGCGCGUAUUUCAUGUUCCUGCAGCGCAUCCGAGCCAACCCGUCCUUGGUUCACGACAUCUUUGGUGAUGAGACUGAGACGACCAAACAGAGCGUGCUCGCUGCGGCGAAAUGGCGUUCGAUGUCCGAUGAGGAGAGAAAGCCGUUCCUCGCGCAAGCAGAGCAAGAGAAGAUGGAGUACGAAGCAGCGCGUAGGUUGUAUGAAGAAGGCACGGCUUCACCAUACGGCUCCAACAUCAACUUCAGUAUCCUCCCCGCAGCUAGUCCUGUGUUUGGAACUGUCAAGUUGGAGUCUGAGAGCGAGAGCGAAGGAUUUACGACCGAUGACGGUGCCGAUAUUAGUCGAUACUGA
Pleurotus ostreatus (oyster mushroom) is the source of this 1674-nucleotide messenger RNA. It is a transcript of the gene EXP1, whose product is annotated as exp1-like protein. NCBI's taxonomy places the organism in Eukaryota, Fungi, Basidiomycota, Agaricomycetes, Agaricales, Pleurotaceae. The record is from RefSeq and is a predicted model, not a curated record. The coding region runs from base 1 to 1674 and encodes 557 amino acids. The transcript is spliced from 4 exons.